CUGCCCGCGGGGCGGCGGCGGUGCGGCCUAGGCGGCGCGGGUGGGCCGCGGCGUUUCCUAGCAGCGGCGGCUGCCGCCAUGGCGCCGCGGCGCGGCUGGCCGCUGAGCUACGCGCUGCUGUGCGGGCAGGCCGCGCUGCUGCUCGCCAACCUGCUGCUGCUGCAGGGCGUCUCGCGGAGCCACCAGCACAACGCCACCGAGGCCGCGCCGCCGCCGCCCGCCGCCGCCGCGCCCGCCUGGGCCUACAGCGACCCGCGGGCGCCGCUGGUGCUCUGCACCUACCUGCCCGAGGAGUUCGUGGAGUGCGAGGAGCCCGUGGACCACGGCGGGAACGCCACGGCGCAGCAGGAGCUGGGCCACGGCUGCGUGAAGCUCGGCGGCCAGGCCUACGGCGACGUGGAGCACACGCGGGUGCAGUGCCGGGCGCUGGACGGCAUCGAGUGCGCCGAGCCGCGGACCUUCCUGCGCGGCAGCAAGCCCUGCGUCAAGUACACUGGACACUAUUUUAUAACCACUUUACUCUACUCGUUUUUCCUGGGUUGCUUUGGAGUGGAUCGGUUCUGUCUGGGCCACACGGGGACCGCCGUGGGGAAGCUGCUGACGCUCGGAGGACUUGGCAUCUGGUGGUUCGUUGAUCUGAUCCUUCUCAUCACUGGCGGGCUGAUGCCUAGUGAUGGCAGCAACUGGUGCACAGUUUACUGACAGGAGCGAAGGCAGCUUCUGAGAGCCGAUCCCAAAAGAAGCCAACAGUGUCUGCAGGAUUAGAGACAGACUUCAGCAUCUCUUCUGUAGCAUCAGAGCAGACUUCUCUUGGGGGUUUCUACCAUAUACAAACAUGGAUUUACAAAGCUGUAAAUUAAUUUGCAGAGCAAUUAUUCUUGCUAACUCUUCUGUGCAUACCUUGGAUUUAAUUUACAUAUUGUACAUUUCUGUGUAUCUUGCUUGUUUAAAAUAAUCUGGAAUUUUUCCCUUUCAGCGGGUAACACUGUAAAAAUUAGGCCUUACAACAACGACUCUUAAAAUAAAAUGUGGAAAGAGA
Messenger RNA from Dromaius novaehollandiae (emu), 1039 nucleotides. It is a transcript of the gene TM2D2, whose product is annotated as TM2 domain containing 2. Lineage: Eukaryota; Metazoa; Chordata; Aves; Casuariiformes; Dromaiidae. The coding region runs from base 79 to 702 and encodes 207 amino acids. The transcript is spliced from 4 exons. The record is from RefSeq and is a predicted model, not a curated record.